CAAAGACACGACAACAUCAGCAUCAAUUUCAAGAUGAAGCGCCCGCCGGCCGCCUCUCUUGACCGGCGAAUCCAAUAUCUCUUCCCUCUCGCGCUGUCGUCGAUUCUUGUCUUGGGAACCGCGAGGCUGGUCCUCGACAGCUUGAAGAGCAACGACAGCUAUGUCUUCAAGCAAUACGGCAGGCGCGAGAAGGACAGGCCGGAAGUUGUUGUCGUUUCUGCUGAGGAUCGCAUUGAUGAAAGUUGCGAUGUUUUUGAAGGCAAAUGGGUUUGGGAUAAUGUGUCGUAUCCUCUUUAUACGGAAGAGAGUUGCCCUUAUUUGGUCAAACAGGUUACUUGCCAAAGAAAUGGGAGACUUGAUUCUUUCUAUAAGAAUUGGAGGUGGCAGCCUAAUGGGUGUGAUCUUCCAAGGUUUGAUCCAUUGAAGUUACUACAACUUUUAAGGGGAAAAAGACUCAUGUUUGUUGGAGAUUCUGUGCAAAGAAGCCAGUUUGAAUCCUUGGUCUGUUUGGUGCAGUCCAUCAUACCUGAAGGAAAGAAAUCCCUUGAAAGAAUACCCCCCAGGAAGAUCUUCAAAAUCAAGGAAUUUGAUGCUUCAAUUGAGUACUACUGGGCACCAUUUAUAGUGGAGUCUAUUUCAGAUCAUGCAACAAACCACACUGUAUUAAAAAGGCUAGUCAAGCUUGACUCCAUUGAUAAGCAUGGAAAACAUUGGGAAGGGGUAGAUUUUUUGAUAUUUGAGAGCUAUGUUUGGUGGAGAUACAAGCCUACUCUUAAUGCAACAUAUGGGCAUCCAGAUGAUGUACAAGAAUAUAAUGUGACCACAGCGUACAGAUUGGCAUUAGAAACUUGGGCAAAUUGGAUAGAAUCCAGCAUCGAUCCAAAAACUCAACAGCUCUUUUUCAUGAGCAUGUCUCCUACACAUUUGUGGAGCUGGGAAUGGAGGCCGGGGAGCAAUGAAAACUGCUUUAACGAGUCACACCCAAUCCAAGAUUCAUCAUACUGGGGCACUGGUUCAAGUCUUGAAAUCAUGGACAUAAUCCAUGAUGUUUUAACACAACUAAAAGUCAAUGUCACAUUUUUGAAUAUCACACAAUUGUCAGAGUUCCGAAAAGAUGCCCACGCAUCAGUGUAUGGGGAACGCAGAGGAAAACUCUUGACAAAGGAACAGAGAUCCGAUCCAAAAAACUUUGCUGAUUGCAUUCACUGGUGCUUACCAGGAGUUCCUGAUACAUGGAAUGAGAUUUUGUAUGCAUAUUUGUUAAAGAAUCAUCAAAAUCUUUUAUAAUUUGAAAAUGCCUCUUCUGAAAAGGAGAAUUCUUUA
Messenger RNA from Morus notabilis, 1323 nucleotides. Its product is annotated as protein trichome birefringence-like 31. NCBI's taxonomy places the organism in Eukaryota, Viridiplantae, Streptophyta, Magnoliopsida, Rosales, Moraceae. The coding region runs from base 34 to 1287 and encodes 417 amino acids. The transcript is spliced from 5 exons. Gene Ontology annotation, molecular function: O-acetyltransferase activity. The record is from RefSeq and is a predicted model, not a curated record. Gene Ontology annotation, cellular component: Golgi apparatus.